Zootermopsis nevadensis is the source of this 1935-nucleotide messenger RNA. RefSeq names its product ataxin-3. NCBI's taxonomy places the organism in Eukaryota, Metazoa, Arthropoda, Insecta, Blattodea, Termopsidae. Gene Ontology annotation, molecular function: cysteine-type deubiquitinase activity. Gene Ontology annotation, cellular component: nucleus. Gene Ontology annotation, biological process: protein deubiquitination. The record is from RefSeq and is a predicted model, not a curated record.
GACAUGCCGCCAUGUUGAAUGUCAACAGUCGAACACGAAACACUGGAAACUGUCUUGGCUCUCAUUGGUCAUUGUCUAUUACGUCUACAAUAUGGAAGCAAUAUUUCACGAAAAGCAAGAGGGUUCACUUUGUGCCCAACAUUGCUUGAAUGCAUUGCUGCAAGGCUCAUACUUCACACCUGUUGACUUGGCAAUCUUAGCACAACAGAUGGACGAUGAAGAGAGGUUGAGAAUGGCAGAAUCUGGAAUAGACAGUGAAGACUAUAGACGCUUUUUAGAGCAACCAUCUGGGAACUAUGAUGACAGUGGAUAUUUUUCAGUACAAGUGAUCAGUAGUGCUCUUGAAGUGUGGGGUUUGGAGCUGAUACCCUAUAAUAGCACGGAACCGAGAGCGUUAGAAGCACAGCAGUGUCCAGAAGCAAUGCAAGCUUAUAUCUGCAACUACCGUGACCACUGGUUUACAAUUCGUCGCCUUGGUCAGCAGUGGUUCAACUUGAAUUCAUUGCUGACUGGACCGGAGUUAAUAAGCGACACGUAUCUUGCAAUGUUCUUGGCACAGCUACAACAGGAAGGUUACUCCAUUUUUGUAGUGUUCGGAUUAUUUCCUGAAUGUGAAGCAGAUGCCUUACUAAAGUUAGUUCCAGCAGUUCAAAGUGUGAAACCACAAUUUCUGGGAUUAGUAAAGGGUCAGAAUGCAAGCAGCAUGGCAUCUAAUCAUGACAGAAGUUCAGAGGAGGAUUUGCAGCGUGCUCUGAAAUUGAGUUUAGGAUCACACGAGAACCAAAAAGAGGAAGAACCUGAGCAGGACACAUCCUUGCAAGUGCCCAUCUCACCGAGCACGAGAAAUGCAGGAACUAAGUCUAACGAGAGUACAGACAACCGGGAUGACGUCGACCUGCAGAAAGCAUUACGCCUUAGCCUCAAAGGCCAUGGGCAAGUUUCAUCUUCAGUACCUCUGAAAAGUACCAAUGAUGACGAAGAAACAGAAUUAAAGCAAGCUCUCAGACUAAGCCUUCAGGGUGCCAGUCCAGUCUCAGAACAUGAAGACCUAGAUUUAGAAAAGGCUUUGAAGAUGAGUCUUGAAUGCUGUGAUCCUCCCAGUAGCUGUGAAGGGUGCGAAGCCAACAGUUACGGAAGCUGCGACCCAAGAAGCUCGAGUGAAGUCGUCAUUGAAUCGAGGAAUGCAACAAGCUGUGUUGACGCAGAGGAUGUUAGAAGGAAACGUUUGGCAUACCUUGAAGCUAAUGCAAGACGGAACACUUCUGCUACCACCAGCAGUGGUGGGAAUACAAAGAGCCCAGUCAAUACUUAGUGCCAACAUUGACAUAGUCAUCUUGGUUCUAGUCAUAACUUGUUACUUUCCAUCUGUGUGAAGGGAUAACUUAUCCACGUAACCGCUUUACAAGCGAAAAUGCUUAAAAAAACAACAAGAGAAAUAGACUAAAUGAGUGAUGGGCAGAAAGGAAGCUAUAAAUUAAUUUGAAUAUUCAUAUUACUUGUACAAAUGGUACAACAAAAUUGUAACUUUUUAUAAAAGCUCACAUUCAGAUUAAUUUAUAGCUAGCUUUUCUACAAAGCAAUAAUUUCUUUCCUUCUUUCUUUCCAAAUCAAUUUUUAUUUCAAACAAGCAAUGUAUAUUUGUAUAAAUCUUGUUAUAUUUGUUGUAGCAUUGCUGCAAAAAUAAUGUGAAUUAAUGUCCUAAAUCAUAGUGUAUAAAAUAUUUUCAAGAGAAUGUUAUGUGCACUAAUGAACUAAUUUAAAAUAAUGUUUUCAUAAAGAAACUUUGUAAUUUUAUAUGCACUGUAACCAAGAGUUUGUAAUUCGGAUAGUUACAAAAGUACCUGUCUCAUACGUUAUAAACUUGAGGUACGACAGAAGCCUGUAUAAAUGAAGAAAAACAAAAAUACGCUUAAAAGUAAAUAGAUUUUCCUCCGA